UAUCAUUGACGAGUGCCACAGCAGGUUAAAAGGAAGAGAGACUCACUUGGGCUAAUUCGUCUGCCAACAGCAUGGAAAAGCCACUUCUGGGCAGCUUCAAGGGAGCUGAGUACGAAAAUGCAGAAAGCAGAUGCACGCGUUUCAAUUCGAUGGGUAAAAAGAUGAUGAAUUCUUGGAAAGAUUUACUACAUUUUGCUUCAAAAGCAUGGCAAAUGGGCCGUUCUGAUCCCAGGAAAGUCAUCUUUGCAAUAAAAAUGGGACUGGCUUUGUCCACAGUUUCGUUGCUAAUAUUUUGGAAAAAAUCGUAUCGCGACGUUAGUCAGUACUCAAUCUGGGCUAUCCUCACUGUAAUUGUGAUGUUCGAAUUCAGCAUCGGUGGGACUUUCAUCAAAGGAUUUAACCGCGGUUUCGGAACAUUGUUUGCCGGAAUGCUUGCAUUCUGCUUUUCCGAGUUAUCUUUGCUGGCUGCAAAACUGGAGGAAGUUGUGAUUGUCAUAAGCAUAUUUAUCGUUGGAUUUUUUGCGUCUUACUUGAAGCUGUACCCAACAAUGAAGCCCUACGAGUACGGGUUUCGAGUUUUCGUGUUGACAUACUGCAUCCUAAUGGUUGCUGGGAACAGAACAAGGGAGUACAAUGAGGCAGUUGUGACUCGACUGGUUCUUAUUGCAGUGGGAGCUGCCGUUUGUUUAGCUGUUAACAUAUGCAUAUAUCCGAUAUGGUCGGGAGAGGAUCUGCAUAACUUGGUUGUGAAGAAUUUCAAGGGAGUUGCUACUUCAUUAGAAGGCUGCGUUAACGGGUACCUAAAAUGUGUCGAAUAUGAGAGGAUCCCGUCACGAAUUCUUACAUACCAAGCUGCAGAUGAUCCACUGUACAAGGGCUAUCGAUCCGUGGUAGAAUCUACAAGCCAAGAAGAAACUCUGUUGGGAUUUGCAGUCUGGGAACCACCUCAUGGGCGUUACCGAAUGUACAAUUAUCCUUGGACAAAUUUUGUGAAAUUAAGUGGUGCAUUGAGGCAUUGUGCGUUUAUGGUCAUGGCUCUACAUGGGUGCAUUCUUUCCGAAAUACAGGCACCAGCAGAAAAGAGGCAGGUUUUUCGUGAUGAACUCCAGCGGGUUGGAGCUGAAGCUGCCAAAGUUUUGCUGGAACUCGCCAAGAAAGUGGAGAAGAUGGAAACAUUAGGCCCUGGAGACGUGCUCCAAGACGUGCAUGAGGCAGCAGAGGAACUGCAGAAGAAGAUAGACCAGAGAUCAUAUCUUCUGGUCAAUUCAGAGAGUUGGGAAAUCGGAAGACGGCCUAAUGGACCACAAAAUGCUUCAACAGAGGACAUGCUUGGGGACCAAGCAUCUUGGCCCGUGCCUCUCUCAUUCGGUGGCGGCAGCGGCGUUAUCAAGGAAUGUAACUGUGGAACAUAUGAAAGCGCGAGCGCCUUGUCCCUGGCCACAUUUGCUUCGCUACUGAUUGAGUUUGUUGCCCGGCUUCAAAAUGUGGUUGACACAUUCCAAGAGCUCGGUGAGAAGGCAGACUUUCAGGCGUUUGUUCCGGAUACACUACGGAAUUUUCAAGCUACUGGAAAUCUUGUGGGAAUCAGUUCCGUUUGAACUCUAAACCUGAGAAGAAAUUUAAAAAGGGGACGUUUCGAAAAAAUGAGUCGAUUAUCAACUUAAUAAUGUCAUCAGUGGGUGCGGACAACAAUUCCUUGCAUUUCAAACCAUCCAGAGUUUGAUCAGAUGAUACAUGUCCAACACUCAUCUAUGAGCCUAUCUAUCACAAAUCACAACUCAAAAUUAUAUCUAAGAACGCUUGCGCUUGGAUUUCUUUUUCGAUGGUUCUCCAGACUCCGCAAGAUAUGCUUCUGGAUUUACGUUCUCAGCCAUUUUUUGUAUUCCAUACUCUUUUGCCUUUUUCUGUAAAACAACCAGCGAAAAGGAGGUAAGGUAAAACGAAACCAACAAGACAACCAUGUUUCUAGAGAGUGAUCAAAAUGUAAGCUUCUAGCAAUGCCUUAUUUCUAUCAUUAUAGUUUACCUUCA
Molecule: messenger RNA, 2030 nt
Organism: Malus domestica (apple)
Lineage: Eukaryota; Viridiplantae; Streptophyta; Magnoliopsida; Rosales; Rosaceae
Product: aluminum-activated malate transporter 4-like
Biological process (GO): malate transport
Cellular component (GO): plant-type vacuole membrane
Source: RefSeq, a predicted model, not a curated record